AUGGGCUUUGAUACUCAAAGAUUUCUCAACGCUAUCGAUGAAGAAUUAAUUUGCUCUAUUUGUGGUGGUGUUCUACAAGAUCCUCUUCAAAUACCAUCAUGUGAACAUGUUUUUUGUCGAACUUGUAUUGAAGAAUGGCUUUCACAAACACAAACAUGUCCCAUCGAUCGAACACCAAUAGAAAUCAAUCAAUUAAAGCUCGUGCCACGAAUUAUUAAAAAUUUACUGAAUCAUUUGGAAAUUAAAUGUGAAAAUGAAGGUUGUACAACAACAGUCAAAUUAGAUGUUCUUGCAAAUCAUUUAGUUGAUUGUGAAUAUAAUAAAGAACAAUCAAUUCAAUGCGAAAAUGGUUGUGGAAUGAUAAUUUCAAAUGGUAACCAUCGAAAUCAUAAUUGUGUUCAAGCAUUAAAUAGUGAACUUAAUAGUGUUAAACAUGAAUUAGAAAAAUAUAGACAUGAUGUUGAAUUUUAUAAAACUGAAAUAUCUACACUUCAGGAAUUUAUUCGUGUUAGUCGCGCUAAUUCAACAGUAUCAGAUUCAUUUGAAGAUGGAGAACAUGAUGCAACAUUACGUUGGUCUACUAAUUUACAAUUAGCUCGUAUAACUUAUUGGGGUGGAAUGAUAUCAACUCCAAAUAUUAUUUUACAAAAUACUAUAAAAGAUGCAUUACUUGAAAGUGGUUGUCCAAUUAAUAUAAUAGAUGACCUUAUGAAAAAUGCACAUGAACAAUAUUGGCCGCAAGGACUUUCAACACUUGAAACUCGACAAUUGAAUAGACAACAUUAUGAAAGUUAUGUAUGUCGACGUAUUAGUAAUGAACAAGCAAUUGUCGUACUUAGUUGUGAUAAUCGACAUAUGAAUCAAUCAAUGAUUAGUGAACCAGGUAUUGUGAUAAUAUUCUCACAUGGUGUUAAAUGA
Molecule: messenger RNA, 918 nt
Organism: Rotaria sordida
Lineage: Eukaryota; Metazoa; Rotifera; Eurotatoria; Philodinida; Philodinidae
Source: the annotation of a GenBank genome assembly